GGAGCAAAAGUAAUUGGGGCCUCCUAUGGAGGAACUCUGCCAACAUGGCAACUGCUUAGAUUUGCCAUCUCAGGAAUGGACGAAGGGGGCGGAGAUCCUUUGGGGCUUUUGUGCCCAGUGGGCCGGCCCGAAAAGCUCGUUUACAGAGGCGGCCAGACUAGGGUGGAGGAAAGCUCAAGGGCCAUCGCUGGGUGCUUCGGUGGCGGGCAGAAACGGGACUGGCAGUGCCCACACGUGCGUGUUCUCCGCGUCCGCCCGAAGUAGGAAAACUCGCUGCGGAGGUGGAGGGCAGGCAGGCGAAGCCCGAAGCUCGCUCAGGCCAGCCAGCCCCUGCACCCGCUGCGCCAACCGGGAGCAGAGCCGGAGAGCACCGAGAAGCGCGCAAGAUCCUGAUGGCUGACUCAGAAGCACUCUCCUCCCUUGCUGGGGAUCCUGUGGCUGUGGAAGCCUUGCUCCAGGCCGUGUUUGGGAUUGUUGUGGAUGAGGCCAUUCAGAAAGGAACCAGUGCCUCCCAGAAGGUCUGUGAGUGGAAGGAGCCUGAGGAGCUGAAGCAGCUGCUGGAUUUGGAGCUGCGGGGCCAGGGGGAGUCGCAGGAGCAGAUCCUGGAGCGUUGCCGGGCUGUGAUUCGCUACAGUGUCAAGACUGGUCACCCUCGGUUCUUCAACCAGCUCUUCUCAGGGUUGGAUCCCCAUGCUCUGGCUGGGCGCAUUAUCACCGAGAGCCUCAACACCAGCCAGUACACGUAUGAAAUCGCCCCCGUGUUUGUGCUCAUGGAAGAGGAGGUGCUGAGGAAACUGCGGGCCCUGGUGGGCUGGAGCUCUGGGGAUGGAAUCUUCUGCCCUGGUGGCUCCAUCUCCAACAUGUAUGCUGUAAAUCUGGCCCGUUAUCAGCGCUAUCCGGAUUGCAAGCAGAGGGGCCUCCGCACACUGCCACCCCUGGCCCUAUUCACAUCGAAGGAGUGUCACUACUCCAUCCAGAAGGGAGCUGCGUUUCUGGGACUUGGCACUGACAGUGUCCGAGUGGUCAAGGCUGAUGAGAGAGGGAGAAUGGUCCCCGAGGAUCUGGAGAGGCAGAUCAGUCUGGCCGAGGCUGAGGGUGCCGUGCCGUUCCUGGUCAGUGCCACCUCUGGCACCACUGUGCUAGGGGCCUUUGACCCCCUGGAGGCAAUUGCUGAUGUGUGCCAGCGUCAUGGGCUAUGGCUGCAUGUGGAUGCUGCCUGGGGUGGGAGCGUCCUGCUGUCACAGACACACAGGCAUCUCCUGGAUGGGAUCCAGAGGGCUGACUCUGUGGCCUGGAAUCCCCACAAGCUCCUCGCAGCAGGCCUGCAAUGCUCUGCACUUCUCCUCCAGGACACCUCGAACCUGCUCAAGCGCUGCCAUGGGUCCCAGGCCAGCUACCUUUUCCAGCAGGACAAGUUCUACGAUGUGGAACUGGACACUGGAGACAAGGUGGUGCAGUGUGGCCGCCGCGUGGACUGUCUGAAGCUGUGGCUCAUGUGGAAGGCACAGGGCAGUCAAGGGCUGGAGCGGCGCAUCGACCAGGCCUUUGCCCUUGCCGGGUACCUGGUGGAGGAAAUGAAGACGCGGGAAGGGUUUGAGUUAGUCAUGGAGCCUGAGUUUGUCAAUGUGUGUUUCUGGUUCGUGCCCCCCAGCCUUCGAGGGAAGCAGGAUAGUCCAGAUUACCACAAAAGGCUGUCGAAGGUGGCCCCUGUGCUCAAGGAGCGCAUGGUGAAGGCGGGCUCCAUGAUGAUUGGCUACCAGCCCCAUGGCACCCGGGGCAACUUCUUCCGUGUGGUUGUGGCCAACCCUGCGCUGACCUGUGCUGAUAUAGACUUCCUCCUCAACGAGCUGGAGCGGCUAGGCCAGGACCUGUGAGCCUUCUCCUCCUCACAGCUGGCCUUGACAUCACCCCUCAGAAUCACUGCAUUCCCUCCCUGUGCUCUCAAGAACAGCCUUAGAGGCCAGGCGUAGUGGCUUAUGCCUGUAAUCCCAGCACUUUGGGAGGCCGAGGCAG
Messenger RNA from Sapajus apella (tufted capuchin), 2013 nucleotides. RefSeq names its product cysteine sulfinic acid decarboxylase (gene CSAD). Gene Ontology annotation, biological process: carboxylic acid metabolic process. The coding region runs from base 393 to 1874 and encodes 493 amino acids. Lineage: Eukaryota; Metazoa; Chordata; Mammalia; Primates; Cebidae. The record is from RefSeq and is a predicted model, not a curated record. The transcript is spliced from 15 exons. Gene Ontology annotation, cellular component: cytoplasm. Gene Ontology annotation, molecular function: sulfinoalanine decarboxylase activity; pyridoxal phosphate binding.